Pseudopipra pipra is the source of this 3278-nucleotide messenger RNA. RefSeq names its product neurotrimin (gene NTM). The transcript has 8 exons. The record is from RefSeq and is a predicted model, not a curated record. Lineage: Eukaryota; Metazoa; Chordata; Aves; Passeriformes; Pipridae. The coding region runs from base 446 to 1513 and encodes 355 amino acids.
GGACACCUUUGCUAGCUCGCCUCGGGGGUGUUUUUUGGGGUUUUUACUGGUUUUUGGACUGCCCCCGCCUCGGGACAAGCGUGCGGGAGUGGGGUACAGCCGGGCCCCCCCGGCGCCUCCUCGCCCAAGUGAGCCUCGGACUGCUGCCCGAAGAACCGGCUCGCCCAGCACCUUUGCCACUUCUCCUCCUCCUCUUCCUCCUCCUCCCCCUGGCCCUCCCGUCCUCCUCCCUCGCCCGAGGACAGCGGGACUCCCUCCGAUGCCGCUCGGCAGGCUCAGCGCUCGCAGCCAGCCUUGCCGGGGGCUCUCCUGAUCUCCGUGGAGCUCCGCAGCGCUCGCCCCGGUGGUUUUGCUCCCCCCCAUCCCUCCUCUCCACCCACCCCUUCCCCCUUUUCGCCUUGUCGGGUGUGUUUUUUGCCUGUUGGAAAAGUCCCCGCUGCCCAGGAUGGGGGUCGGUGGGUGCUUAGCCCUGCCCUGGAGGUGCCUGGUCGUCCUCUGUCUCAGGCUGCUCUUCCUUGUGCCCGCAGGAGUGCCCGUGCGCAGCGGAGAUGCCACCUUCCCCAAAGCCAUGGACAACGUGACAGUGCGGCAAGGGGAGAGCGCCACGCUCAGGUGCUCCGUGGACAACCGAGUCACCCGAGUGGCCUGGCUGAACCGCAGCAGCAUCCUCUAUGCUGGCAAUGACAAGUGGUGCUUGGACCCUCGGGUGGUGCUCCUGGCCAACACCAAGACCCAGUACAGCAUCCAGAUCCAGGAUGUGGACGUGUACGAUGAGGGCCCCUACACCUGCUCCGUGCAGACAGACAAUCACCCCAAGACCUCGCGCGUCCACCUCAUCGUGCAAGUGUCUCCAAAAAUCACCGAUAUCUCUCCUGACAUCUCCAUCAAUGAGGGCGGCAACGUCAGCCUCACCUGCAUAGCCACGGGCAGGCCAGAUCCAACAAUCACCUGGAGACAUAUCUCACCCAAAGCCGUGGGCUUCAUCAGCGAGGACGAGUACCUGGAGAUCACGGGCAUCACGCGGGAGCAGUCGGGCGAGUACGAGUGCAGCGCCUCCAACGACGUCUCAGCGCCCGUCGUCCAGCGAGUCAAAGUCACCGUCAACUACCCACCGUACAUCUCGGACGCCAAGAGCAGCGGGGUGCCAGUGGGGCAGAAGGGCAUCCUGCUGUGUGAAGCCUCCGCUGUCCCCUCCGCCGACUUCCAGUGGUACAAAGAUGACAAGCGGCUGGCUGAAGGACAGAAAGGGCUGAAAGUGGAGAACAAAGCCUUCUUCUCCAGACUGACUUUCUUCAACGUCUCUGAGCAGGACUAUGGGAACUACACCUGUGUAGCCUCCAACCAGUUAGGGAACACCAAUGCCAGCAUGAUCCUCUAUGAAGAGACAACUACCGCUCUGACACCCUGGAAAGGCCCCGGCGCGGUGCACGACGGGAACAACGGCGCGUGGCGACGAGGAGGCUGCGCGUGGCUCCUGCUCCUCCCGCUCGCCCAACUCGCCCGCCAGUUUUGACCCGAGAGCCGGCCCGCGGAGUAGCGGCGGCGACGACCACGGCCAGCGAGAGAGCAAGCAGAAAGGAGAGGAAGAAGAAGAAGCAAAAGAAGAAGAAGUGUUCACCGUUUCCGAAAAUAAUCAUAAGAAUUGAGAGAGUAUCCGGCCAGGCCACCUUUGGGGGAGGGGGAGAGAGGAAAAAAAACACGUGCAAAAAAAAAAAAAAAAAAAGAAAAAAAAGGAAAAAAACCCACAACGGGAAUUUGGAGAGAAAAGGGGAAAAAAUAAUAAUAAUAAUAAUCCAAGGCUUCCUGCUGAAGAUGCAACGCGACUGAGUCUUUUUCUUUUCACCCUAUUUUUUUUUUUUUUGGGGGGGGAUCUCCCGCCCCUUUUUCCCCCCCAUUUUUGCCGUUCUCUGCUGUGGGCCAGUGCGGAGGAUGGACGGGGCCAUCGGAGUGUGGUGCUUCCCCCCCCUGCCCCGUCCUUGUCACCACCCCUGCCCGCCUGCUCCCUCCCGUGGGACCCUCCAUCCGGACACACCGGUUUUCUCCUUUGACAAGAUUUCCCCUCUUCUCAUGGACUGUGCCGCCAUUUGUGUUUCAGAAUAUAUAUAUAUAUGUAUAUACCCACGUAUACAUAUAUGUAUAUGGAUAGAUAUAUAGAUCUUCAACAGUUACCACGCCGCCACGAAGGGAAAGGGAGGAAGGAGACCGGCGUCGAGCCACGCUUUCAUCGUACCAUCCGCGGACAUCGUGAAUGAUAAGGGAUUCUGAGUCAUGGUUAAUUUUAUUAAUUGUAUUUUCUGAUACGAGCCUAGAACUCUUAGUUCCUAAAAAACAGAAAUGCAAAAAAAAAAAAAAAAAAAAAAAGGAGGGGGAGAAAAAAAAAGAGAGGAAAAAAACAAAACAAAACAAAACAAUCCAGGAGAGUGGGAGCAAGUGGAGAGAAGAAGUUUGUUUGCCGAGGAGGCAACCGGCCGAGGAGGUUUGUGAGCCCGGCGAGGAGGAGGAAGAGGAGGAGUCCUGUGCUGAAACCCCCCAAAACCGGCCCAAAAAGCGGUCGUCCGGACAGUUCCUGCCGAGGGCACGGGCGACGCGUCGAGGCGGAGGGAGACGCUGAAUCUUUUUAUGGGAUAUAUAUAUACAGUAUAUAUAAAUAUACAUAUAUAUAUAUAUAAUUUUUUUUUUUUUUUGUUAGAGUUCUAGCCACGGUUCCCAGCAGGGUCCUUCCGCUGCCAUUACUGCAUGCUGUAUAUGGAGUUAGGUGUGUAUCGGUCCUCAACGAGACAAGCGUCUCGGUCCACGCGUCCCCAAACCCCCUCGUCUUUCCGCCCUCGGGGACAAAGGGUGGCGGGGGGACCGGGGCCCCCUCUCCGUCGCUUUUUGCCGCGUGGCCCCGGCCCCUUGGCGGCGGAAUGGAGCGAACCGAGGGACAGAGGGAGAUCUAUAUAGCUCAGUUUUAUAUUUUUAUAUAUAUAUAUAUAUAUAUGUGUAUGUAUAUGUGUGUGUGUGCGCGUGCGUGUGUGUGUAUAUAUAUAUAUAUAUAUAUAUAAAAAAUAACACUAGUAAGGAAAAGAAGGUGAAGCAACCGGCUCCUGGCCGAGCCCUCUGCCGAGAUGUGGGACUGGUCGACUCGCCGUCCGUGUCGGUGGGGGGUCCCUCCUGCGGUCGGUUUUCCUCCUUCCAUUUCCUUUCCUUCCCUGCGGCCGGCGGCGGAGGGCACGCGGGGGCAGGCGGGCGGCGAGGGGGCUCUCUCUGCCUAUCCAUUAAAACGAUUGUUCCAUGUG